Messenger RNA from Physcomitrium patens, 2431 nucleotides. RefSeq lists its product as uncharacterized. NCBI's taxonomy places the organism in Eukaryota, Viridiplantae, Streptophyta, Bryopsida, Funariales, Funariaceae. The record is from RefSeq and is a predicted model, not a curated record.
AACGUCUAAAAAUGUGGCAAUGCCUCCAUGUAGAACAGCCUGCCCAACAGUGAGAUGCUAAGUCACAUACCCUGUCCCCACGCCCAAAUCACUGGUUCCGGCUUCAGACUCCAAUUCCCAAAAGUGAGAUGGGUUGUAAUAUGGUUUCAUGCUUCGCGAAUUUGGACCCUGGCCAUGUCUCGACCUCAUUUCAUUUGGCGAAAUUUCGCAUGUUCGAUCGUAUGUGUCAGUAGUAGAGAGGGUUCAUGUGAGAGCACAUGGCGUGCGCCUAUGAGUUAAGUUGUCCAUGUUGCUAUGACUAUGGCGUCUAGGCGUCACGGUGGUGCGAGGGCUUUACACGAGGAAGCCAGAGUUAGAGUUAGAGAAGAGGCCGCUCGGGCACGAGAAUCGCGAUUAGCUGAGCAACGAGAGCAUCGCCGAUGUUUGCAAAUUGCGUAUCGUUCUCGCCUGAGAGCUCAGGAGUCGGCAGAGCAAGCGAGCGAACGGCGACGUGUUGAAGCGGAAAAAAGAGCACGCUUGAGAGCGGGAGAAUCAGAGGAGGAGAGAUUGCAGCGACUUCGUCACCACGCUGCGCAUCAAGCCAAAAAGAGGGCGGAGGAGUCGAUUGAGGAGAGAACAGAGCGGCUCCGCAAACAUGCUGCACAUCAGGCUAAAAAGCGGGCUGAGGAGUCGCUUGAGGAGAGGACGGAGCGGCUCCGCAAACACGCUGCACUUCAGGCUAGAAAGAGGGCUGGGGAAGCUCAGGAUGAGAAAAUGGAACGGCUUCCUGGAGAUCAUGUACAGCACGAUAGCGUUAGGAUGGAGGAAUUUUUUGAGGAGAGAACACAAGAUCAUGGGCCCUUGAAGCAGGAACGCGACAUGAAUUAGGUCUUAUGAACGGGUGUGGUUUUGCGCACUUUUCUUUCUCAGCUAUGCCGCUGCAACCCCAAUGUCAAGUUCGUGCCGUGUGUUGUGUCUGCCCUGUCCUCGGCUCGUCCUCAAUAUUACUGUUCAUGCGGGGUUCGAUUUCGAAAUGGGAGGAUGAGCAAAUUGAAGCAAAUCGACUUUAAUGAGGUUUGCGCAAUUAGUAACUGCGAUGGAAAACUUCGCCAGAGACGAGGGCGUAUUCAAACGGUGCUUGUGAGAUGCGUAGAGCUCAUUGUCUUAGUGCGGUUGCUUUAUGUAACCAAGCAGGAUCUUCUGAAGGAGACAGUGACUACCACUCGUCGGUUCUUUGGCUUGGCCAAUUAUCUCAAGAUAAGAUGGACUACACUACUUCACUGUGUUGCGGCAACAUGAGGACUAAAGUCGAUUGAAGAAUACCACAGGGUUUGUUAAUUAUUGGGAGCAAAAACGAGUUCUGUUGUUAGCGUAUCUGAUUUGGCAAGGCGAUUUACAUCAAGGGCUGAAGAUUUUGGAUUGUUAGUAUAUCCUUAACUCUACAUUUAUUUUGGUGUGUCCUCUUCAAUCGUGCAAAACCUUGACUCGGGCUCUCUCUACAAGUUAAUAAAGAUGUUAUAUACUGAUCUAACAGGUUUAGUCGGAAAUGGUCAUGCUGUACAUGGUGUCUUCCAGCGCCUCCUUAGAUUCAAUCAGCAGCCACCAGCUGCUCAUCCGCAUUUCUCUGCGAUGGAGUGCACGGAGCAGAUGAAUGUAUACCCAUGCAUUUGAUGCGAGGAUUGUCACUGACUUUAUCAUUGGGUUCGGCCCAGAACUUUGAUUCGACUUUGCUUUACUCCCCACAUAACGUGAUGAAAGUAAGGAUUGGGGCCACAUAACUCAUGGCUAUUUUUGAAAGCCAUUAAACAAUAUAUGUCAUGUAAGCAUUUCAUGUGCAGACGGCAAUUUAUUGAAAAGUUUGAACCUAAAGAAUAACGAAGAAUGUAAUUAUGACAGCGUGUAUGGACGUGACGGACAUUCGAGAUACUAGGGUCAGUAGCCAUGAUUCUCAAGUCACUGCCAUCCUAUGUAUUUCUAGUGAUGUUUAUGAACGAGGGUAAUAUGUGAGGGUUCAUUGUUCAGGAACUGUGGGUGGCAUAUUCCUUGGUGUCACCGCCAAUCCAAUGAUCAUCCUGGAAGAACACAUUUUUUAACGCGUGGUUUCUAAUAAACCACUGUUAGUCGUGAACUGUUAUUGUCUGAGCCCAGGUCGUGGUACCGAAUUCCUUCUUCAAAUUCGUGUCUUGGUGGUGUGGCGAAGCUCACGGACAUAUACGUCACAGCAUCGAAGGAGUUGUGCACGCUUCUGGUAGGGUCGGAGAAUUUCUUCUUAAGCGGGGAACUAACUACACCCAAUGUUUGAGGAUCAACUCUUUUGAAAGCAUUCUGUGAAGUCAUUCUCAGGUUGUAUUGAGACUCUUCCUCUGUCCUUACGUAUGUAUAGGAUAAACUUGCCUUGGACAGAAUCAUUGGAUAAUAAAAUCUUUCCAUUACGAGUGCUACCUUUCAUGUA